CCUCAGCUCAGCCUGGUGUAAACUCACACCUCCCUCUGCUUCCCUCCAUCAGACCAGUGUCUCCUCUCAACCCAGUCGUCUCUUAAUACCACAGAGAGGAUCAGCUUUUCACAUCAGCUCAGAAUGCCUUUCGGAGGAGGAAACAAAUGCGGCUGCUGCCAGAAAACUGUCUACUUCGCUGAGGAAGUGCAGUGUGAAGGGAAGAGCUGGCAUAAAUCCUGUUUUCUGUGCAUGGUCUGUAAGAAGAACUUGGAUAGCACAACAGUGGCCGUUCAUGUGGAUGAGAUCUACUGCAAAUCAUGCUAUGGGAAGAAAUAUGGACCAAAAGGCUAUGGCUUUGGAGGUGGAGCUGGUACUCUGAGUAUGGACACAGGAGAAGGACUUGGAAUCAAGCCUGAAGUACAAGGCCCUCAUCGCCCUACAAAUAACCCAAACGCCUCAAAGUUUGCCCAGAAAGCAGGAGGAUCAGAUGUGUGUCCUCGAUGUGGGAAAACAGUGUACGCAGCGGAGAAGGUUAUCGGAGGAGGCAAUUCCUGGCAUAAAGGCUGCUUUCGUUGUGCUAAGUGUGGCAAAGGACUCGAGUCCACGACCGUCGCUGAUAGAGACGGAGAGGUCUUCUGUAAAGGUUGCUAUGCAAAGAACUUUGGUCCCAAGGGAUUUGGCUUUGGUCAGGGUGCAGGAGCUCUGGCUCAUUCCCAGUAAAGCCCGAAGCAUCGGCUCAGUCUGGGACUGACAUCUGCGCUCUGAUAACAUCGCUUCCAGGAUCCUUCAGUCAAUAUCUAGCCUACUCCACUCCAGCUAAAGGCAAAUAGGAACGAUUGAAGCACACAACACAGCUUUCACCAAGUAGAUUUUGCUCUAUGUGCUGCAUUUGAAUCUGAUUUAUGAUGUUGCGGUUUGACGCUUUAAGAAAACAAGAUAUGCUAAACAUUUAUAAAACACACUGAAUUCUAACUCUAAGUCGGAUGUGCACAUGCGUGUGUUUAAACCAACUGGAGCCAAGCUGGCUUCAUUCACAGAAGAAAAAAAGAAAGCAAAUUAAACUCUGCUGUUAGAAUACUAAGAGACACAAAUGUCAAAUUUGAUUAAUAUCUCCAUGAGUUGGUGUCUGGGUGAGAACAAAAUAGGAUCUGAAGACUGACAGCUUUGAAAAAACUGCCUCACAUCAUGCUUCAGUUACCGUCUUCUUCUCCGCCUUACAUGUCAAGUGAUGUACAUACUGUCUUAAGACAUGCAUUAUUGCAGAGACACAAAAUAAAUAUCAGGCAAAAAAAAAAGAAAAAAAAAAGAUGCUAAA
Molecule: messenger RNA, 1297 nt
Organism: Larimichthys crocea (large yellow croaker)
Lineage: Eukaryota; Metazoa; Chordata; Actinopteri; Sciaenidae
Gene: csrp1b
Product: cysteine and glycine-rich protein 1b
Exons: 6
Coding region: 124-702 (192 amino acids)
Biological process (GO): sarcomere organization; muscle tissue development
Cellular component (GO): nucleus; Z disc; cytoplasm
Molecular function (GO): structural constituent of muscle; actinin binding
Source: RefSeq, a predicted model, not a curated record